Molecule: messenger RNA, 3242 nt
Organism: Anoplopoma fimbria (sablefish)
Lineage: Eukaryota; Metazoa; Chordata; Actinopteri; Perciformes; Anoplopomatidae
Product: probable 2-ketogluconate reductase
Exons: 8
Coding region: 103-1203 (366 amino acids)
Cellular component (GO): cytosol
Molecular function (GO): glyoxylate reductase (NADPH) activity; NAD binding; hydroxypyruvate reductase [NAD(P)H] activity
Source: RefSeq, a predicted model, not a curated record
GCUCUCGUCCACUUUCGAACGAACCUAAUUACACAUCUCUACUCUUCAUUAAUGUGAGUCAGGAAAAGGCGUUGGGAAAAACCCUCAAGCUCGUACUGAAGAAUGCAAAGUCUCUGCUACGUCCGGUGUUUGAGGAGACUGUGGGGUCCAGUACAAUCGUCCCAGCUUUUGAAAGGGACAAAUAAGCACAGAUCUUUACGCCUACUGCAUCACAAAAAGCUAAUGGGGGACAACAAACCAUGGGCUCUGAUCUCAGAGGUGGGCGAACAAGGUUACAUUGAAGAGGUCACGGACAUACUGAAACAACACUUCCAUAUCAUCUGCCACAAAGAAUUCCUUCAAAACCCUCAGGUGCAUGGGCCAAAAAUCCAGGCCAUAUUAUUAUGGAAUAACCUCCCAGCAACCGAGCCUUCGCUGCUCAGUUUGCUUCCCUCACUGAAGGUGGUUUCCAACGGAGGAGUGGGCAUUGACCACCUGGAUUUGCCAUACAUCACCAGUCUGGGAGUGAAGGUGACCAACACGCCAGGUGUAGUGAGCGAUGCCACUGCAGAUAUUGCGAUGGGUCUGCUUCUGGCAUCGGCACGCAGGAUUGUUGAAGGUCACCAAAUAGCUAUUGACCCGAACAAUGCCUAUUUACCACCAAGCCUGAUGGGAGUUGAAGUCACAGGGUCGACUCUGGGCAUUAUUGGAAUGGGACACAUUGGCAGCAAAAUUGCUCAAAGAGGCAAAGGAUUUGACAUGAAGAUCCUGUAUUACAACAGAAACAGGAGGAGUGUUGAAGAUGAGCAGGCAGUUGGUGCGAGUUACCGGGAGAACAUGGACGACCUGCUUAAAGAGUCUGACUUUGUCAUGCUGGCGGUCACCCUGACCCCUGAAACCACAGGCCUGAUCGGCUACAGAGAGCUGUCCCUCAUGAAACCCACAGCAACUCUGGUCAACAUCAGCAGAGGUCUGGUUGUGGACCAGGAUGCUUUAGUCAAAGCUUUGCAGUCUGGAACAAUUCGUGCGGCGGCAUUAGAUGUGACUUACCCUGAACCAUUACCAAGGGAUCAUCCUCUCCUUGGCCUUCCUAAUGUGCUGAUCACCCCCCACGUUGGCACCAACACUUACACUACAACAAGAAAGAUGGUGCAGAAGCAGGUUGACAAUGCUUUGGCUGUACUGAAUGGCCAAUUUAUUCCCAAUGAAGUCAAACCACAAUGACUUCAGUAAUGGUACCUCAUCUGUCUGUAGUUAGAAGAGUUUUCCUAAUGCAGGAUGAAGUACAUAUAUUAGUUUUUACCUGUUUGGUUGUUCUGUCCAACAAUCUGCCGUCAUUACUGUGAUCAACAUGAUUAGUUUAUAAACAAUAAGAUAACUAAUGUAUCAAUUAGCAAAUGUUUAAUAUCAUCUGUAAACAAAUGAUGGAUAUAAAAUGACAUGACUGCAUAAUUAUAUAAAUGUUUAAGUGUAAUGUUGGAGCCAUUGAGGUUGAUUAUUUUUGUUAUUUGUUAUUUUUGUAUUUAUUUUUUGUUGACACUAGGAGCACUGAGCUCAAGGUCGGGCACUUGUCUAGGUCGAGGGAUAAAGGGUGUGUCAGUGUCAGGUGAUGCACCAGGAAGGGACAUGUUUUUUUUACCAGAGAAAGAGAGCAGAUCAAGAUAGCAGAGCAAGAUAGCAGAGCAAGAGAGAGACUGCAGGAGGAAUAUUUUGCUUUUGAUCUCAAAAAUUAAAUUAACCUAAAACGCAGAUCACGACUGGGGUUCUUGCCUGAGUACAAUCCGACUGAAUUGGUGCAUCAGUGGCCUUUGGAUUUGUAAGUUUUCUAUUUGAUUUUUUCUCAUUUACAAAUCGCCACUACAUGUAGUAUUACCUUUUUUUGACUGAAUGACUAGUAUCACAUUUUGCUCAUCUGUAUGUUAUUAUCAUUUCUCAUACUCCCAGAGUUCUCUUAUUGUAACAAUUUGCAUAUAUAUCAUUGGAUUAAUAGAUUUUUGUUUUUCAUAUUUCUCCACCCUUUCAUGAUGAACAAGUCAAAUGUGAUCUUAUACCUGUUCCACAUUGCACUCUUACAAUAAUUAUGUGUUGCUAUAGUUGCCUAAUUUUCUCAUUUGGGGAAAAUUUGUUUCCUCAAAGGCUCCUAAAUAGGGGACAUUAAAGAGUUUUGUAAAUAUAAAAUUUGAGCGAUACCUAAAAGCUCUUCUAGCAGCAGACUGCACACACCUCCAGUUUGCUCACACCGAGACCUUUAAGUGGAUGCUGCCUUCAGGCUAUAUUUUGUGUUUUUCAAGGACAAACAUGUUCUUUUCCCUUCUUCUGCUGAGCACUGACCACCGUUUUAAAAAGUUCACAAACACACAAACAUUUUUCAGAUGGAGGACCCAGAGGAACUUAUCAACCAGUAUUACUACAACUGUGUCAUGGUGGAGACAAACAAAAACCAGAAAUCGGAUUUAACACCACCAACAUACAUAUGACCAGUGUUCUAGAAUCAAUAGGAAAGUGAAUAAUCUUGGAAUGCUCCAUCAGGAAACUUUAGAUUUGAGAAUGAGCCUAGAUUUCAACUACCAACAAAUAUGCGAUCUCCAAACAGACAAUGCUAAAGUUAAAACCUCCGUGGUAAUACUCACAUCCUAGAUGGAUACAAUCACCAAAGAAAACAAAACACUGAAAGAGACCGUCCUUAAUAUCCUAACCAGAAACAUGCAGGACAAACUCUUGGUUUCCCAGAAACUACAACUGACAAACCUGGAGCCCUGGUCAAAAACUUAAUGGAUUCCUCUCUGACAAAGAGCAGAAAAACAAAAGCGGAGCUAGCAGGCCGAGCCCAGCUGACCUCACCCUACCAGUACAUGUGUGGGGUCAUGAAAGGUGACCACAGGCCAGGUGGGGAGGUGGAGAGGGCGAGGGUAGAUGGUGUCAAUUUUUGUACGGAAGAGGGAAAGGGAAAAAGUUGCACUUGUUAACUUUAAUGGAUCUUGAGGUGUUGUUACAAUACUUUCCAUAAAAUGUGACCGCAAUUCCAUUCCAUAAAAAUGUACCUCCAUUAAUUGAAUGUCAUUAUAUCGAGGUUGGCAAAAGAAAAACUUGAGUUUCUAUUGGAUUUUAUAUCAAUGUACAAUGAAGAAACUUCUGUUUGUAAAGAAGUCUAAUCUGUUUUAUAGAGCUAGUUUCACAGUGUUUUAGUGAUCCUGUAGGUUUUCUGGAUUUGCCUCAUUUGUCUGCCUGUUUUUUUUACUGCAUCCGGUAAGUUUCUUUUUCAU